UUUCUCUGGCUCCUAUAUAAAACUCUAGUGUUGGUAGGUUCUCUUGCAUACAAUCAAACACGAGAAAGUAGAAAAUGGAAGUUCAGAUUAUUUCUAAAGAAAUCCUGAAACCUUCUUCUUCCACUCCGCAGCACCUAAGAACCUAUAAGCUUUCUGUCCUUGAUCAGUUAGCUCCUCCUAUUUACAUCCCUAUCAUCCUCUUUUACUCACCGGCCAGUGAGCAUCUCUGCAAGAACUCUGAUCAUCUGAAAGAGUCUUUCUCACAAACAUUAACUCACUUCUACCCUUUUGCUGGACGAAUAAAGGAUGAUUUUUCAGUUGACUGCAAUGAUGAUGGCGCUGAGUUCAUUGAAGCUCGAGUAGCUGGUGACAUAUCCAUGGUACUUGAGCAAGCAGACAUAAAUCAGCAGCAACAGCUGCUACCAUGCAGCCCAUAUGGAAAGUCAUCUAAGCUAAGCACUGAUCAGGUAACGCUGGCAGUUCAAGUCAAUUACUUCAAUUGUGGUGGGGUGGCAAUUAGUAUCUGCAUUUGGCAUGCAGUUGCCGAUGCGUCAACUCUAGCAACCUUUGUUAAUUGCUGGGCUGCAAUUUCUCGUGAUCCCAAUAACGUUAUCGACGAGGUGGUUUUCGACUGCACGACACUCUUUCCUCCACAAGAUUUAUCAAGCUUCUCUUUGCACAGCUUCGUAAAAGAGGAUGUGUCAAGUGAAAUCGUGAUGAAAAGGUUCUUGUUUGAUGGUUCCAAGGUAGCUGCUCUAAGAGAUGAAGUAGGCAAUGGACCAUCUUUGGAUCGUCCGUCUCGUUUCAUAGCUGUUUCAACUCUUAUUUUGACGGCCAUGAUGACCGUAACCAGAGAAAAUGAAGCUAUGCAGAUAAAUGCUGCAACCAUUGCUGUCGAUCUGCGGAGGAGACUGAAACCACCAGUGCCAAAACAAUCAAUUGGAAACAUUUUCCAAGUGACAAUAGCAAAAUGGCCAGAGAGUGAAAGUAAUGAGUUGAGCUAUAAUGGUUUAGCGGGAAAACUUCAUGAGUCAAUAAGGAUGAUGAAUGAUGACUUUAUCAGGAAGUUUCAUGCUGGUGGCGGGUACUUUAACUUCCUCAAAAGAUCUGGGGAAGAAGCUAGAAAGGGUUCGAAUGUGACGGUGUUCGGUUUCAGUAGUUGGUGCAACUUUCCAUUUUAUGAAACUGAUUUUGGGUGGGGCAAACCUCUUUGGUUAAGUCCUGCCUUGAAGCUUAACAGGGUUGCCAUUUUCUUAGAUACAAAAGACGGUGAGGGAAUAGAAGCAUGGAUUGGACUGUCCGAGGAAGACAUGGUAAAGUUUGAACAAGACCCUGGAAUCCUUACCUAUGCUUCUUUCAGUCCAAGCAUAUAAGCUUCAUGUCUUCCGGUCCAGAUUUUCUAUUUUGAUUUGUCAACAAACUCGUUGGUUCUUGAUCUAUUCAAUAAAAUUAGCUUGCUGCUGGGACUGGUUGCAUCAUGCCGCCACACCAAUCCUAAUGUAUCGAGUUGCUUAGGAGGAUGGUUCUUUCACUUUAUAUGCUUUCAGUCACUUCACUGUAUUUUUAGUUCGUCGAUCAUUUUCCUUUCUUUAUUCGUUGUAUCGUCUACAGUUGAAGGAAGCCAAAAUCUUUAGCGACCUUCUAGUUCUGUUCUUGUUCAAACUCUUUUAUAAAUUUAUAAUGCUUUUGUUCUGCA
This is a messenger RNA of Populus trichocarpa (black cottonwood), 1696 nucleotides long. RefSeq names its product stemmadenine O-acetyltransferase. The record is from RefSeq and is a predicted model, not a curated record. The transcript has a single exon. Bases 75 to 1373 code for a protein of 432 amino acids. NCBI's taxonomy places the organism in Eukaryota, Viridiplantae, Streptophyta, Magnoliopsida, Malpighiales, Salicaceae.